Ostrea edulis (European flat oyster) is the source of this 7070-nucleotide messenger RNA. RefSeq names its product long-chain fatty acid transport protein 6-like. Bases 2666 to 6355 code for a protein of 1229 amino acids. The record is from RefSeq and is a predicted model, not a curated record. The transcript has 27 exons. Gene Ontology annotation, molecular function: long-chain fatty acid-CoA ligase activity; long-chain fatty acid transmembrane transporter activity. Lineage: Eukaryota; Metazoa; Mollusca; Bivalvia; Ostreida; Ostreidae.
UCAUCUUGGCAAAUUUUCUUUGAAUUGCAUACAAUUGUUAUCCACCAUUGUUACCUUCUGAAUGUAUUUCCAUUUUCGCUUUGUACUCACCCCAAUAGCGUUCGCCGAUCACCUUUUUCGGUUUUAACUUUUACUUCGCUAUAGGGUAUACAUGUACGAGAAACGCUUGAAUUCACGAAGACGCUUGUAAAACAAAAUGGAAAGCGCAAGUAGUGAGGCAUCGGCAUAUUUACAUUUAAAAUAAGCGAUUUAAAAGAGAAGCUGAUAAAAGGAACAACAACACGUGGCAGAAAGGCUGAUUUGAUAGAAAGAACAAAUAGGUGAUAUACAAAGUACUGGAGAGGUGAAGACUAUUGAGAAAGGCAAAGCACUCCUUGAGAGCGAGAGGGUUCUUGCAACAUUUUUUGUGAGACAUGACCAAGCAUCAUUUUCACUGGCAUUCUUGGUGCAGCCAUGAAAACACGGGUCACAUACAACUUCAAACUAAAGAUAGAUGACACAGGUGAUAUUUUAAAUUCCCACUGUGAAUAUUUACAGGCAGAGGACCCCAUGUUGCUGAUGUUACAUCAUUUUGCUGCAGGGCUGUGGAUUAGGAGAUCUUGUACUGAAAAUCUACAAACAUUUCAUAAGCCAAAAUAUUCAUUUUCAGCAUCUCCAAUCAAGACAGAAGAUCUAUCAAGAAAAAGAAAAUUAAAUGAUGACUUUUGAUGACCCUCGGCCACAACAACUGAGAAGUAAUCAAGGAUACCCCGACAGAGUCAGGAAUACGGUUAUCAACUACUGUUCACACACUUCUGAGAAUUUAACCUACAUAUAUUUAAUUGAGAAGGAAGAUUUACAGACUGCUGCACAGUACCAUGAUUACCUAGAGAAGCCUUUAACAGAAUACUGGGUAGAGAAGGCAGUUCAGGAGCUUCAGCGGUUGAAGAGAGACCUAGAGGACAGUCUUCAUCUAAUGGUUCCAAGAGAUCUUGGCACAUUACUGCAUCAAGAUUCGGCGACAUUUGUUUGGCUACAGAGAGGAGAGACAUUGUGAAACUUUGCCAAUCUCUACAUCAGCCUUCAGCAGCUUCAUUUAGAUCAGAUGCACUUGUACAUGGGAAAACCUACGAGAGUCGAGCUUUAAAAACUUUGAGAGAAAAAAACAAUUUGAGAGUGAGCAGGCGUGGCUUGUUUGGAUGUAAAGAUCGAUCAUAUUUGGAAGCCUCUCCGGAGGGAGUGAUAGAUGGUGGUACAAUUGUUGAAGUGAAGUGCCCUUUCACAGGCCACAGAGAGAAAAUUCAAUCAGGAAUUACUUUCAGGUCCAAGGUUCAGAUGACUUGGUUGGGUCGAAAAUUUCGAGAGAAAAAUUACAUCUCCCCUUCGCAUUAGUGCAAUUAACAGCUUGACAGGAAACAUCAACCUAUUUAUUCGUAAACUAUGUCAUAUCGCAUGCACAUCCUAGAAUCUCAUCAAAACUGGAACAUACGGUGUGACGUCAAAAUUAUUGAUUUUUGUGGUCUUGAAUACAAAAGAGUUCCACAUUAUGGUAGCCUCUAUAGAAGGCGGGAGUUUCAAUUUCUAACGUUUUCAAAUUAUUACUGAAGCUUAUCUAGGCCGUAUAUCAACAAAAUCAUAUGACAAUUUUUAGGUCAUCUGAGUUUAUUCAGGUGACCUAUUGCAAUCGGUUGUCGUCCGUUGUCGUGCGUUGUCCAUCAACAAUUGAACAUUUUUAACUUCUUCUUGAUAACUCACCUACAACCAGGCACACAACAAUAUAUAACCAUCGUAGAUUCUUCUUAAAAGUUUAUCAACAUAAGAGAGAAAGUUAAAAUAACGCUCUAAAACGCACGCGUGACUUGACCAAGCGUCUGUCGUAUACCCUAUAGCAACACAGUAAAAUUUAGAACCGGAAAAGAUCACCGGCGAACCCUACUGACAAACAAGUUGAUGGUACAGGGAUUUCAACAGUCUCGAUUGAAGUCAGCAUUUCGCAAAUUCUAUGGUCGUUAUAACGAUCUAGUUCGUCAAUACAACCUCGCAUUGGGUCAAAUGCUGUCUGACGUGUUUCAUACCGAUUGUUAAGCCGUUCUUGGCACCCUGAUUUUGACUGCGGAUAACUCCGUUUACCUGAUCAGGAUAUGGGGCUCACGGCGGGUGUGACCGGUCAACAGGGGAUGCUUACUCCUCCUAGACACCUGAUCCCGCCUCUGGUGUGUCCAGGGGUCCGUGUUUGCCCAACUAUCUAUUUUGUAUUGCUUGUAGGAGUUAUGAGAUUAAUCACUGUUCGUUAUCUUCACCUUGCAUUCUAACACAUAAAUGUUAUCAUUUUCUGAAGUGCGAUAAAGCAAGGCCCAUAUUCAACACCCGGAAAGCUAGCUACGAUGAAAUCUAGAAAUUGAAAAAAAAACUUUUUAAAUUAAUAUUUCCACUUCUUUAAUAGGCUAUUAGGUUUCAGUCGACAGUACUCAAUUUACCGCAUUCCUGCAAUCAAAAUAUUCGAAAUUGGCCUUUCAACAGUUGAUAGUAAGUAGUAUUACGAAAUCAUUUAUAAGUAAUUAAAAUGCAAAUACGAAUGUUAUAUCGGUAAUUUGUUUUGUGUUUCAGUUGCACGAUUAUUUCCCCUAUGUAUUGUUUUGGUUGUUGACCCAGAUUUGAUGUGAACUGCAUCGAAAGUAGGCAAACGAUGUCGGUGCGACAAAAAGCUGUUCUUGCUGCCUCGGGGUUAGCUGGGGCAGGUUAUGCCGCGUGGAAAACCAUGUUUCCAUGGAUCGGCGAGGACGUCCAGACAAUUCGAGCAUUCUUGGCCUACCUGAAAAAGAUUGGAGAAAAUUUUGUUAAAAUGCGGACAGUGUUGGAUAUGUUUGAAGAGGACGUGGCUCGCUUACCAAAGAAAACUUUCAUAAUUUUCGAGGACAGGCAUUAUUCGUAUGAAUUCGUCGAUACCAUGGCGAAUAAAGUUGCAAACCUUGCUGCAACAUGGAAUCUUCCAAGAGACUCAGCAGUCGCCAUGAUGAUCGAAAAUGAGCCAGCAUUUGUAUGGACUUUUCUAGGGUUACAGAAGGCUGGACUAGUAGGAGCCUUUAUAAACUACCACUUAAAAGGCCAUCCGCUUAUCCACACUAUAAAAGUCAGCGAGGCACCAAUACUAAUCAUUGGUUCAGGUGAUGAACAUUUACACACAAUCCAAGAAAUUCGAAACGAUAUACCUGACAUUAAAAUCUAUGUCAUGGGGAAACGGCAAUCUGACCUCCCGUCGGAGUUUGUUUCUAUGGACGAACUUCUCCUCCGGACUCUUCCGGUCCCCAUCUCCAAGGCAUGCCGGGAGGGAACCAACUUACGCAGUCCUGUCUGUUACAUUUAUACUUCCGGUACAACAGGACUUCCAAAGCCUGCGAUAGUCAACAAUUCUAAAGCCAUAUCUUGCUCGUUAUACUGGCAGACCUUCGGUUACAACGAAAACGAUAUAGGCUAUGCUGUUACUCCCCUUUACCACAGUGCUAGCACCAACUUGUGUCUUUUCAAUACAAUUGAAAGAGGAGCCACCAUAGUCCUGCGCCGGAAGUUUUCUGCCCGCCAUUACUGGGAAGACGUACGCAAAUACAAAGUCACUGUUAUACAGUAUAUCGGGGAACUCUGCCGGUAUUUACUUCGUGUCCCAAAGAGCGAUCUCGAUGGUGUACAUAAUGUGCGUGUAGCGGUUGGGAACGGACUACGAAUAGAUAUCUGGGAAGAAUUCAAAAACAGGUUCAAUAUUCCGCGAAUUGUAGAGUUCUUCGGUGCCACUGAGGGAACUGGAAGUUUUCUGAAUGUCACGGGCACCGUCGGUGCGAUCGGCAGGAUGUCCCCAUUGAUGAAGGCAAUAAUAUUCCGUGAAAAAAGUUCUCAGAUUAACUUCAUCAAAUUCGACAAUCGAACUGAAAAACCUGUUAGAGACAAAAACGGAAGGUGUGUCCAUAUUAAACCAGGUGAGGUGGGUCUAAUCAUAAGUGGAGUCAACGAAGAAUACUACUCCGGCUUUUACAAAGGUUCAAAGGAAAUGAACGAGAACAAAUUCAUCAGAGACGUGUUCGAGGUGGGGGAUCGCUGGUUUUCCUUUGGUGACUUGAUCUACUUGGAUAAAGACUACAACGUGUAUUUCAGAGACAGAACAGGAGACACGUUUAGAUGGAAGAGCGAGAAUGUCUCCACGGCCGAAGUUACAAACAUUAUUAGCCACAUUCCAUUUGUGCAUGACGUCAAUGUGUAUGGUGUGACUAUUCCAGGUGAAGACGGACGAGCAGGAAUGGCGGCUGUCAUACUUAAACACGAGGACGAGAAAAUCACAGACGACAAACUACGAACGAUUUACUCAGCCUGUGAGAAGGAACUACCCUCCUACGCCCGCCCUAUAUUCAUACGCUUCAUGCCAGAAUUGAUUGUCACACAAACCAUGAAGAACCGGAAGGUGGAACUGGUGCAGGACGGCUAUGACCUCCAGAAGAUGUCGGUGCGACAAAAAGCCGUUCUUGCUGCCUCGGGGUUAGCUGGGGCAGGUUAUGCCGCGUGGAAAACCAUAUUUCCAUGGAUCGGCGAUGACAUCCAGACAAUUCGAGCAUUCUUGGCGGUCCUGAAAAAGAUUGGAGAAAAUUUUGUUAAAAUGCGGACAGUGUUGGAUAUGUUUGAAGAGGACGUGGCUCGCUUACCAAAGAAAACUUUCAUAAUUUUCGAAGACAGGCAUUAUUCGUAUGAAUUCGUCGAUGCCAUGGCGAAUAAAGUUGCAAACCUUGCUGCAACAUGGAAUCUUCCAAGAGACUCAGCAGUCGCCAUGAUGAUCGAAAAUGAGCCAGCAUUUGUAUGGACUUUUCUAGGGUUACAGAAGGCUGGACUAGUAGGGGCCUUUAUAAACUACCACUUAAAAGGCCAUCCACUUAUCCACACCAUAAAAGUCAGCGAGGCACCAAUACUAAUCAUUGGUUCAGGUGAUGAACAUUUACACACAAUCCAAGAAAUUCGAAACGAUAUACCUGACAUUAAAAUCUAUGUCAUGGGGAAACGGCAAUCUGACAUCCCGUCAGAGUUUCUUUCUAUGGACGAACUUCUCCUCCGGACUCUUCCGGUCCCCGUCUCCAAGGCAUGCCGGGAGGGAACCAACUUACGCAGUCCUGUCUGUUAUAUUUAUACUUCCGGUACAACAGGACUUCCAAAGCCUGCGAUAGUCAACAAUUCUAAAGCCAUAUCUUGCUCGUUAUACUGGCAGACCUUCGGUUACAACGAAAACGAUAUAGGCUAUGCUGUUACUCCGCUUUACCACAGUGCUAGCACCAACAUGUGUCUUUUCAAUACAAUUGAAAGAGGAGCCACCAUAGUCCUGCGUCGGAAGUUUUCUGCCCGCCAUUACUGGGAAGACGUGCGCAAAUACAAAGUCACUGUCAUACAGUAUAUCGGGGAACUCUGCCGGUAUUUACUUCGUGUCCCAAAGAGCGAUCUCGAUGGUGUACAUAAUGUGCGUGUAGCGUUUGGGAACGGACUACGAAUAGAUAUCUGGGAAGAAUUCAAAAACAGGUUCAAUAUUCCGCGAAUUGUAGAGUUCUUCGGUGCCACUGAGGGAACUGGAAGUUUUCUGAAUGUCACGGGCACCGUCGGUGCGAUCGGCAGGAUGUCCCCAUUGAUGAAGGCAAUAAUAUUCCGUGAAAAAAGUUCUCAGAUUAACUUCAUCAAAUUCGACAAUCGAACUGAAAAACCUGUUAGAGACAAAAACGGAAGGUGUGUCCAUAUUAAACCAGGUGAGGUGGGUCUAAUCAUAAGUGGAGUCAACGAAGAAUACUACUCCGGCUUUUACAAAGGUUCAAAGGAAAUGAACGAGAACAAAUUCAUCAGAGACGUGUUCGAGGUGGGGGAUCGCUGGUUUUCCUUUGGUGACUUGAUCUACUUGGAUAAAGACUACAACGUGUAUUUCAGAGACAGAACAGGAGACACGUUUAGAUGGAAGAGCGAGAAUGUCUCCACGGCCGAAGUUGCAAACAUUAUUAGCCACAUUCCAUUUGUGCAUGACGUCAAUGUGUAUGGUGUGACUAUUCCAGGUGAAGACGGACGAGCAGGAAUGGCGGCUGUCAUGCUUAAACACGAGGACGAGAAAAUCACAGACGACAAACUACGAAAGAUUUACUCAGUCUGUGAGAAGGAACUACCCUCCUACGCCCGCCCUAUAUUCAUACGCUUCAUGCCAGAAUUGAUUGUCACACAAACCAUGAAGAACCGGAAGGUGGAACUGGUGCAGGACGGCUAUGACCUCCAGAAGGUCAAAGACCCUCUGUAUUUUAUUGACACGAAAAAUAAAACAUAUUCUCCUUUAACAGUGGUGAAUUACGACAGUGUGCUAUCAUCUAAGUUAUAAUCUGUGUCGCUAUUAGUACCAAGUGACACAUUUCACUAGAAGUUUUAUAGAGUGAAUUGUAUGGAAUCAGUUACAAUUUACUGCAUGUGUUUUUAAUGAAGUAUCCUUGUUGCAAUUUUCAUGUAGUUUGCACCUCCGACGAAGAGAUAAGACACCUGUAAUACGAAAUUCAAGUUGCAUGUAUUAUAUGACCAUUGCAUCAAAUAUCUUUGCAUCCCCCAAGGAAAUAGUUCAUAAUAUAAGAAAAUUAUGAAUGUUUUCCUUACAGGUUUUCAGUAGAAAGAUUGUUUCCUGACUUCCAGUGUUCAUUAUAUUUGGACACUAAUAUUGGUAUGUUUUCUAUAUACACGUAUGUACCGUGAUUCUUAUCAUUACAAGUUUUCUACAAAUACAUUUCUCGCCUCUUUUAGAAAUUUCCUUAGAGUGCAAUAUUCUUGGUGAGAAUUUCACUCUCUUUUUGGAAAUAAUCGGCUUCUAACACUUAGUCUUGAUAAAUUCAACAAAGAAGAAUAAAAGAAAUCUUGUAGCCCAAUCUAGUUUCCAUUGGCAACUUUUGUAUUUGCAUGUUUAAAUUUGUAUUAAGAUGUAUUCUAUUUUAUCUCACUAAUGAUGGCGUCGUUCUUAAGAGUCCUGAAAUACACAUCAAAUGCAGCAUUUUCUGAUCUGAUGUUUUCCGUUGAUUUAGAGAAAAAUUCAAUAAACUGGUUUCAUUUAU